This is a messenger RNA of Brassica napus (rape), 1231 nucleotides long. Its product is annotated as TLC domain-containing protein 4. The record is from RefSeq and is a predicted model, not a curated record. Lineage: Eukaryota; Viridiplantae; Streptophyta; Magnoliopsida; Brassicales; Brassicaceae. Gene Ontology annotation, cellular component: endoplasmic reticulum; membrane. The coding region runs from base 209 to 1015 and encodes 268 amino acids. The transcript is spliced from 9 exons. Gene Ontology annotation, biological process: lipid homeostasis.
CUUUAUAAGAAAAGUUUCAACUUCCCGUCACAUGAAAAUACAUUAAAAGUGUCGAACCUUUUGGUUGCAGAGCAUUUAAUCAGGAACAGUUCGAAACUUUGACAAACAAAUCGACAUCCGAGGAUUGUAAUUAAGCGGAAUCGAACCAGAGAGAAAGGGUUUCCUCCGCUUUGUACGACCCAUUAAUAACAUCAAAGCAAGACUGUUCAUGACAACCAACUUCGCAUUUACCGGUGAUGAUGAUGCUGCUUCGGUCUCUUCAAAACAACUCGUCUUGCUUGCAUCUAUCUGUUCAGGCAUUCUCAUGUGCAAACUCGUUUAUGACUUUGCUGCUUACAUAAGUCCUUUGCGCUUCAAUGCUUAUCCAAAACUUGACAGCAAAGUUAGAAUGGAAUGGAACAACAGGGGAUUCUCAACGUUCCAUGCUGUUUUUGUUUCUGUGGCUUCAAUCUACCUCUUGGUGAUAUCAGAUCAGUUUGAUGAGAAUGUUCAUGGCGAUUCAGUCGUCAAUAGUACAACAAGUUUAUCGGAGGCUGUAAUGGGGAUCUCAUUAGGCUAUUUUAUAGCAGACUUAACGAUGAUCUUUUGGCAUUUUCCUACUCUUGGUGGUAUUGAGUAUGUUUUUCAUCACUGCUUAUCAAUGUUCUCCAUCAUUCUCUCUGUCACAAGUGGACAAGCACAGUUCUACAUAUUCAUAGUUCUCUUGUCAGAGGCCACAACCCCUUUUGUCAAUCUACGCUGGUACUUGGAUACUAGUGGUCAAAAAUGCUCUAAGGCUUACACACUCAACGGAAUUUCCUUGUUCUUGGGUUGGCUGGUCGCGAGGAUCCUUUUGUUUAUCUACUAUUUUGUUCACAUGUACUUCCAUUUCCAUCAGGUGAAACAAGUGUUUCCACUAGGAUUUUACAGCCUUCUUACGGUAGCACCGGUCCUGUCUGUGAUGAAUCUUCUUUGGUUCUGGAAAAUCACCAAAGGAUUGAUCAAAACAAUCUCCAAGGCAAGACACAGGGAGUGAAGAAACGGUGAUGGUCAGAAAAACUCAGAUUGACCUGGACAAAAAAGAUUUCGAUUGCAUUCACUGUAUCUGUCCAUGAAAAAAAAUUAUUGAUAUCAUGUUGUGAUAUAUCUUGUAAAAGCCUUUCGGAUUAUAAACAAGACUGUGCCAAGCUAUGGAAAUUUUAUAUUCAGAACCGUCAAAUGAUUCUUAGGUAUUCAACCUGUAAAGUUUUAA